This is a messenger RNA of Zygotorulaspora mrakii, 774 nucleotides long. It is a transcript of the gene CIS3, whose product is annotated as Cis3p. Gene Ontology annotation, cellular component: fungal-type cell wall. NCBI's taxonomy places the organism in Eukaryota, Fungi, Ascomycota, Saccharomycetes, Saccharomycetales, Saccharomycetaceae. The transcript has a single exon. Gene Ontology annotation, molecular function: structural constituent of cell wall. The record is from RefSeq and is a predicted model, not a curated record. Gene Ontology annotation, biological process: fungal-type cell wall organization. The coding region runs from base 1 to 774 and encodes 257 amino acids.
AUGCAAUUCAAAAACAUCACUUUAUUGUCAGUCGCUACCUUAGCUGCCACUACAUCUGCUGAAGGUUACACCCCAGGUAGUCCAUGGGAGACUUUAACACCAACAGCUACCUAUUCAUGCGGUGCAACUGGUUAUUCAUCCUCUUUCGGUAUCGCUAUUCAAACUAUUGGUAGUCAAAAAGCCAAGAGAGAUGCUGUUUCUCAAAUCGGGGAUGGUCAAGUUCAAGCGACAAGUACAACUGCAAGUGAAACUGCUGCUCCAAGUUCUGCUACGCCUGCAUCCGAAACUGCUGCUGCCACUGAAACAACUCAAGUCGCUACCUCUGGCGUUAGUCAAAUCAGUGACGGUCAACUUCAGCACUCAACUGUUUCAACAGCUCCAACCGGCUCCACAACAACUCUGGAACCAAGUAGUUCCAAAACAACACUAUCUAAUUCUGUCUGUCCGACCGCGCCCCUUUCUCUAGAUUCCUCCUCCUGUAAAAACGACGGUACUUUGGAAAUUUCCUUAAAGGAUGGUGUCUUGACCGAUGGUAGGGGUAGAAUUGGUUCCAUCGUUUCCAACAGACAAUUCCAGUUUGAUGGUCCACCACCACAAGCCGGUGCCAUCUACGCUGCCGGUUGGUCCAUCACCCCAGAAGGUAACUUGGCUAUCGGUGAGAAUGACGUUUUCUAUCAAUGUCUAUCAGGUAACUUCUACAACUUGUACGACCAAUCAUUGGGUGCACAAUGUAGUGCCAUUCAUUUGGAAGUUAUUAACCUAGUGGAUUGUUAG